UUGCCUAGUUAAAUAAAGGUUAAAUAAAAAAAAUACAAAAUACACGCAUACACGCGCGUGCACUCGCACGGCGAAGGGGAAUCACUGAAGCUUGGAUUUCACGUCGAGACGAUCUUGCCCAAUGCAAUAUGUUGCUAAUCUGGCUGCGCGUUCAAUCAUAUCAGAGAGCCGCUUCAUGUUUAUCAACGUCAACCAGGGAAACCAGAGGCGGUUUUAUCUCUUGCCCGAGCUCUCUCACUUUUUAACAAGGACGUACAUAGCCCACGCGUAAAACCUCGACAGGACACGUGUAAUUUUGAGUCAGAACGGAGGAAAUAGAAGCAGGUUUUCUUCUAGGUUCUGAAUAACACGGGUGAAGUUUUGAUUCAUUAGAAUCUGCAACGCAUCGAACGCUUACUGUCAAAGUGCAUGUGUUUUUUAGUAACAAGAAGGAACGUUAUAGCAAUUUCUUAAUUUCGGAAAUUCAAAGCAACUAUUCUUUGCAAGGGGUCCUACAAAUUUUCAGAGAAUGGUAAAUGAUCGAUGGAAAAUCAUGAACAGUGUUUCAGAACUCGAAGAUGGACAUCAGCAUAAAUCUCAGAGGAUGGGCUGUAGCUACUUCCUGUGCACCAUCAUGCUCUUCGUGGCCGUCCUCUUGGCCGUCACAGCAACGGGUACCAUCCUCUUCAUGAACCACUACCAAGCCCCGCCCCCCGGCACUAACAACGGCCCCCCACUCAUCUCCACCAACCAGGAUGAGGGCAAUGCCCUGGUGACGGUCGAGCGGGGCGACGGCUCACGCAUCAACAUUUUCAUCGACCCCAACUGCCCCGACUACAACAACAACUUCCUGCGGCUGGAGGGUGUGCAGACUUCUCUGCUCCACUCGCUGACCGACCACGACACGAGCCUAAAGUCAGUGAAGGGCCAGGACCGAGCCUUGCUGGUGAAGUUGGCUGAGGAGGUGGCCAAGCUCUCGGCCCACGCCAGCCAGCUCAGGUUGGAGUACGAAUCUCUGAGGCGAGGCCAGGGGAACCUGGGACAAGAGCUCAACACUCUGCAAACGGAGCAAGGCCGACUUAUCCAGCUGCUGUCUGAGAGCCAGAUCAACAUGGUGAAGGUGAUGAACUCAGUGAACGAUGCUCUCAACUCCAUGCAGAAGGAGACGGGGAACCUGAAGAGCAAGUUCAAGGCAGACCUCCAGAGAGCACCUGUUCGCAGUGCCCGGCCCAAAGGCUGCUCCAAUGGCUCCAGACCUCGGGACUGCAGCGAUAUCUACGCAAGUGGUCAGCGGGAGGAUGGGAUCUACUCUGUCUUUCCCAUGCACUACCCUGCUGGCUUCCAGGUCUUCUGUGACAUGACAACAGACGGAGGAGGAUGGACGGUCAUUCAGCGCAGAGAGGACGGCGCAGUGAACUUCUUCCGAGCAUGGGACGCAUACCGCGACGGCUUCGGCAAGAUCACAGGGGAGCACUGGCUUGGUUUGAAGAGGAUGCAUGCCUUGACCAUCCAAGCCAACUACGAGCUGCGAAUUGACCUGGAGGACUUUGAGAACAGCACAGCUUUCGCCCAGUACGGAGCCUUUGGAGUGGGACUGUUCUCUGUUGACCCAGAUGAGGAUGGCUACCCGCUGACUAUUGCUGACUACUCAGGCACUGCAGGUGACUCAAUGCUCAAACACAAUGGGAUGAAAUUCACCACCAAGGACCAAGAUAACGAUCACUCAGAGAACAACUGUGCCUCCUUCUACCACGGUGCCUGGUGGUACCGCAACUGCCACACGUCCAACCUGAACGGACAGUACCUGCGUGGGCAGCACACUUCCUACGCCGACGGCAUCGAGUGGUCCUCCUGGACGGGUUGGCAGUACUCCCUCAAAUUCGCAGAGAUGAAGAUUAGGGCCACGAGAGAGGAGAACAAAUGAGAUGGAAACAAUACUACGAGAAACCAUAGACUAAUGGACUUAGGUGUUUUUAAAGACACUCAACCUGCCGAGAAUCAGAAUGAGGACUAUGCUCAUACUGUAACCCCUGUCCAAAAACAUUCAAAUCCCCUCUUGUGGUGUUGUGUUGAAGCCUCCAAGGUUUUGUAACCUUUUGCAAUCUCUCGCUGAUCUGAUCAUGUUUGUAAUAAUUAUGUCAAAAUGAUGCAGGUAAUGUCAGAACUACAGUAUCGUUGUGGAAUUUUGAAAUAUGAAAUGUUAGGAUUUCUCUCAUUCCCUUAUUAAAUUAAUAGAAUUUCUUACAGUUUAUUUUGGCUGUCCCUGUUACUUGUAUGUACAGUUAUCUUUGCAUCUGACAGCAUCCUGAGUUCUCCUAAGUGUUACGCACUGGUUUCGGUGAACCAGGUUUGCUUGAUGAGUAACCUUGCUUGAGACCUAGAGACUUGUGUUAGCUCCCCAAGCUAAUGCUUAGGCUUUAGCUCAGUGGGCUAUGACCAUAUUGUGGCGCACAGGAAACGUGGGUUUGAACCCGGUCAGCUACAUGAGCUCCUGGUUGACCCCUAGCUCCUGGUUAACCCCUAGCUCCUGGUUGACCCCUUGCUCCUGGUUGACCCCUAGCUCCUUGUUAAUCCCUAGCUCCUGGUUGACCCCUAGCUCCUGGUUGACCCCUAGCUCCUGAUUGACCCCCUAGCUCCUAGUUGACCCCUAGUUUCUGAUUGACCCCUGGCUCCUGGUUAACCUCUAGCUAAUGUUUGACCCCUAGCUCCUGGUUGACCUCUAGCUAAUGGUUGACCCCUAGCUCCUGGUUGACCCCUAGCUCCUGAUUGACCCCUAGCUCCUGGUUGACCCCUAGUUUCUGAUUGACCCCUAGCUCCUGGUUAACCUCUAGCUAAUGGUUGACCCCUAGCUCCUGGUUGACCCCUAGCUUCUGAUUGACCCCUAGCUCCUGGUUAACCUCUAGCUAAUGGUUGACCCCUAGCUCCUGGUUAACCCCUAGACAUACCUUGUGAUCAUGUGUCAGUCCUGUGCCCAGUAAGACACAUUCAUGACAAAGACAUUAUAUCAGUCAGACAGGGGUUUUCAAGCCAAUCAGUUCAUAAAUGGCAGCCUCGUUUUUUAUGUAACAUUUUCAAAAGACAUUGACCCCACAAGACUGGCUUUGAGUGGCAUGCGUGUGUGACCUGUGACAAUGGUAGUAGAGAGAAGAAGAGCAUAGGUGAGGGGGCUCGGCCAGCGGGCUGGGCCAAUUAUGAUCAGAGGCCUGUAUCUGUGUAGACUUCCAGUUGGUGGUGGAAUCCUUCUCAGACAGUAGCUACUAGCCUAUAAGUUCAGCUCCUUGUCAUGUGGAGGCUUCCCUGUCUCUCACUUUCUCUCCCUUACUUUACAAUCACUGAGAGACAAGUCUGUUCACUGACAUGCUGUCUUGACUCAACUCAAAUGUUUCAGUAUACUGGUUUUUGGCUACAUGUACACAGGCAGCCCAAUUCAUUAAUCAGAUCAGCUCUGAAAAAGAUUUGAUGUGAAAAGAUCUGAUGUGAUUGGUCAAAAGACCAAGGAGUGUAAAAAAAGAUCAGAAUGUGGCUAUCUGUGUAAACGCAGCCUUCUAGUCUCAGUCCUCUUCAGUGAUGCGUCUGUACAGGAGGUGGUUAAUAAAUAAGGCAAACCGUGUCCUUUACUCAGUACCAAAUAUUGAGAUUCCCUAUCGGGCACCCACAGUAGAAAAAAAACAUAUCCAAAACGUAUUAUUUGUGUCAUAAUACAACGACUUCUGGCAACUCAUUCCCCACAAAAAGCAGCCAGUUGGCCAGGCAUUGAAUGGCAUUGUGUCACUGGUACAGUAGGACUGUACAGUGUGUCUUUCUCCUUCUUUACAGUGACUUGGCAUUGCUUUAGAUGCCUUUGUGGCAGCAGACAAUUGUACAUCUGUGUGGUGCCUCGUCAGCUGUAAAAGUCAGAAUGACAACAUGUCAGGUAGGCUAGCGGCAGGUAGGUAGCCUAUAAGACUGUUGAGCAUGUUGCCGAAGGUAACCGAAGCCUAGCGGAAAAAUAAGUUGUUGUGAUCUUGAGCAAGGCACUUAACCCUAAUUGCUUCUGUAAGUUGCUCUGGAUAAGAGUGUCUGCUAAAUUACUAAAAUGUAAAAAUGUGUUGUUACAAAGUUGUAGUGGCACGUUGAGGCUCACAAAUUGGAGUCUUGAGACGACAUUAUGUGGUAGUUAUGUGUUUACUGGGAAUGUGGUGGUCUUCUAUGAAUUCUGUAUUAUGUUGCAGCCAUUGUUUAUUUACUGUAAUCAUGUAUUUAUUUAUUUCCUUAUUUAACCUCUAUUUGUUUUGUCAUGAUGUGGCUAAUGUUUCCAUUUAAAGGUUGAGUGAAAACAUAUCUUAUUAACCUCACCAAUAUGUGAUAGGUAGAGAGAUCUGUCUAAGUUUGGCUGAAGCUCAAAAGAUGGAAUUCGCAGUAAGAGAAACUACGCAACUGUCUGCCCAACGUCCGUUGUUAUUGUUUUGUUCAUGAAGCAGGGCAGAGAUGUCCGUGGGGGGGAAAAAACAGUGUUUGUUGUUUACAGUAACUUCUUUGUUGUUGUAAUAUCGCAAUCUAACGUGGCAGUUUAACCAAUAAGGAGUCCAGCUUGAAGAUGAGAUUUUGAUGUUGAUAUUAUUUUGAGUCUGUUUAUAAUGGUCUGCUGUUGUUGUAAAAGAUCCCUCAGUCCAAUAUGAGCACUUUAAAAGCAGAUACGUUGCGAUUGACAUACAGUAUAAUUUGUAUGUUUUUGUCUCAAAAGGAAUAAAAAAAUAAACCACUGUU
Messenger RNA from Salmo salar (Atlantic salmon), 4725 nucleotides. It is a transcript of the gene fibcd1a, whose product is annotated as fibrinogen C domain containing 1a. The record is from RefSeq and is a predicted model, not a curated record. NCBI's taxonomy places the organism in Eukaryota, Metazoa, Chordata, Actinopteri, Salmoniformes, Salmonidae.